AUGCCGAGGAAAGCGCUUUUGGGCAACUGGUUUGAGGAGGAGGCGUAUAUGCGGGAUCGCAAGCGCCUCCUGGAUAGUUGUGACCGUGGUGUUGUAGAUGCUGCCCGUGAGACACAGCGUAUCAUUGCGAAGGUAAAGCACCACAACUCAGCAUACCCAAUGGCCGAACCUCAUGAGGAUGGUUAUUUACAUUUCUAUGCUCCUCUUAUGCUUCAAAAUGCGGCGACGCUUGGGUUUCUCUCACUUGACCUUGAGGAUCGUACUCUAAGACCAACUGGUUGGCACGUUGCCUGCUCCACCGCACCUGCUGCUGGACCUGCUUUGCGCAACUGUUUUGUACUUGUGCCCGCCCCCACUGGUCCCACUGACAUGAUCCCUGCACCUCCUGAUGAGCAGGAUAUUGUGCAUUAUGGACAGCCCUUCUUUAUUAUGACAGUACCAGAGCUGUGCGACAACCCCCUUUCGCUUCUGUCCGAGCCCAAAGGACCUCUCAGCGCAUCUAAAGUGACCGGAAAGCACCAGGAUGUAUUUUUCUCACCUGAUGGUGCGUCUGCUGAGGCAAUGUGGGUGGCUGACUUUGCAAACCCGGACCACCGAGAGGAUAUGCGGGAUCUCCCCAUCAAGGCUGACGCCGUGUUAGUAAUACGCCAUAACCACACAAAUACCCCUCUAGCGAGCUCGAAAGCCGUGUUUUUCAAUGACUUUGGUCCAGAGAACGAGGUGUGCUGUGGGAGGUUCGUCAACAAUCCCGGCACCCCUUGUGGUCCAAUGAAAGAUGAAAACUACUGGACAUUUGUCCACAGCGAAAAUGGAGAAGGAGAUGUUGAGAAGGGGGGUGAAACUACCACUCCUGUUGCAGAGAAUGAGGUGUCGGUUAUGACGUCCACCAACGGGGACAAGCUGUGA
Trypanosoma brucei brucei TREU927 is the source of this 906-nucleotide messenger RNA. RefSeq names its product calpain-like cysteine peptidase, putative. NCBI's taxonomy places the organism in Eukaryota, Euglenozoa, Kinetoplastea, Trypanosomatida, Trypanosomatidae. Gene Ontology annotation, biological process: cilium assembly. Bases 1 to 906 code for a protein of 301 amino acids. The transcript has a single exon. Gene Ontology annotation, cellular component: motile cilium. The record is from RefSeq and is a predicted model, not a curated record.